Prorocentrum cordatum is the source of this 1644-nucleotide messenger RNA. The record is from the annotation of a GenBank genome assembly. NCBI's taxonomy places the organism in Eukaryota, Dinophyceae, Prorocentrales, Prorocentraceae.
GGAGGACACGCCCGACCUAAUCCUGUGGCCCAAAAGGGGCGUCGUCCUAUCCGUAUCCAUCUUGGCUCAAGGGAAUGCCUCGGCCCGAGUGGCGGUAGCGGCGUCGCCGCGGCGGCCAGCGAUUGGCGCGCGGCUUGCGUCAUGCAGUUCCUCCAAGAGUCUCUGGGCCCCCAGAUCUCGCAGCAGCUGCCGGACGGGUCCAUGUCUGCCGAUGACGCCAAGUACGUCGCGGCGCGGCAGAAGCUGUCAAAUGCCAUAUCGGAGGUGAUGGCCCCGAGGCGGGCAAGCGCCAGGACGUGCAUGAAGGCCGAAGGUUUGCGGUCAAUGGGCGUCUUGGACGAGAAGUUCGACUCAGUGGCAGCGUUAGACGCCAUGGACGACAUCGUGUGUAAACUCCUGUACGACGUGAAAUACCAGGGUGGUCAGAUGAUCGCCAAACAGAACCCUGGGUGGUGCGAAACUCUCUUCACAAAGAAGGGUCGAGCGCCGCUCGGGGCAAUAUACUACUUCAUGAUAGUAUGGUCGGCGUGUGUCGUCGCGUUCUUCAGACACCACUUGAAUGUUACGCCAGACGUGGUGCUGGAGCCCUGGAUCGACAUGGGGGAAAUCCCGCUGUUGCUAAUCUCUGUGGGCCUGAUGUUUCUGGUCGUCUUCCGCACGCAGACAACCUACCUGAAGUGGAACCAGGCGAGGGCCGCGUGGACCAAGGUCAACGCGGCGUGCCGGGCGCUCGCGCUCCAGUCCUGCGUCUACCUGAAGGAUUUGGACGCCGCCAGCUCGGUCUGCCGAUACCUUGUCGUGUUCGUGCUGUCAGUGCGGUUCUGGCUGAGGCAGGAACCCCUCGCCGAGGACCUCGUGAGCAGCCUGCUGACGCCCGAGGGCCUCGCGUACCUCUACGAGCAUGCGAAGCCCACCGAGCUGCAGACCCGCAUAGAGGGCGACACGAGCAUGUCCUUCCACUUCAAGAACAUCACCGCCCCCGCUCCCGUGCUGGACGUCCUGCGAGGCAUCCUGAGGCACGCCGUCGAGGUUAAGCAAAUCGGCCCUUUCCACACCAUGAUGGAGGGCAACUUCAAGCUGUUGCAGCAAGACCUGCACACGAUGGAGAAAGUAUUGGACACCCAAAUACCGUAUGCGUACAUCACGCAUGUGCGCACUGCCAUUUUCGUUUACUGCAUGUCGAUCCCGUUCUUUCUGGUAAAAGACAACGGGUGGUACACCGUCUUGUUCGUUACGUUUUACUGUUAUGUGGUGAUUGGGUUGGAGAACCUUGCCGUGGAGAUCGAGAACCCUUUCGGCACCGACGCCAACGAUUUGCCAAUGGAUCUCUACUGCUGCCAGAUCACGCGAGAUAUUCGUGACAUCUUGAAGCGCCGCCAGGUCCGUACAGCCGAGGCCGGGGACGGAGCCAGGCAACGCGAAGGAAGACCGAAAGAUGGUGUGGUAGAAAACGAAGUUGAGAUUGACGAUGAGGAAGGCGAUGACGACGGCGACGAUUGAGAGGGACGGCUCUGGUUUCACUUGUUGGUGGCCCUCUCCGCAAAACUGCACUUUGGAUUAGGAGCAGGACGAGAUGAGUGGCUCGCACGCCGAGGGAAAAAAAGGGCGUCGUUCUUCAAGUUGUGCGUCAGCGCGGUGACUGUG